AUGAGUUAUCCGAGAAAAUGGUGGGGUAAGAAAAGUAUUCAGCCAGUAUUAGCAGUGCACGGAUGGCAAGACAAUGCUGGUUCUUGGGACCCACUAGCUGAGAUCAUGCCAGAUGAUUAUUCAAUCUUUGCUAUUGAUCUUCCUGGAAAUGGCCAAUCAUCACAUCUCCCUCCAUUUCAAAAUCAUUAUUUUAAUGAUACGGCUUCAGUUUUGCGUAGAAUUAAACUUUAUUUUAAAUGGGAUAAAGUUGAUAUUCUAGGUCACUCAGGAGGAUCUGCUGCUUGUUUUAUGUACUCUGCUAUAUUUCCUGAAGAUGUUAAAUCUUAUUUUGGUGUUGAUUAUCUUGUUGGUUCCUAUAGUGAUGAUAAAGAGAGGGCUGCUGGAAUAGGUGAAAUCAUUGAUAAGAAAAUAAAACUUGCUUUAAGAGAUCAUUCUGCUUCAACAAAAUACACUUGGGAAGAAGCUAAAAAUGUAUGGAUAAAGGGGACUGAUGGCUCAUUAGAUGAUAGAUCUGCUGAAAUUCUUAUGCAAAGAGGUCUUGAUAAAUUGCCUGAUGGUAAAUAUAUAUUUAGUCGGGAUCACCGUCUGAAAGCGGCUGAUAUAAAUUUAUUAAAUCAAGAACAGCUCUAUGUUCUCGCUGAAAAUGCUAAUGUUCAUGUCCGGUUUGUUAGAGGUUCUAAAAGCGAUUUCUUUAACAAAGGAAAAUGGUGGGGUAAGAAAAGUAUUCAACCUGUGAUAGCAGUGCACGGAUGGCAAGACAAUGCUGGUUCUUGGGACCCACUAGCUGAGAUCAUGCCAGAUGAUUAUUCAAUCUUGGCUAUUGAUCUUCCUGGAAAUGGACGAUCGUCACAUCUCCCUCAUUUUCAAAAUUAUUAUUUCAAUGAUGCGGUUGCAAUUAUGCGUAGAAUUAAACGCUAUUUUAAAUGGGAUAAAGUUGAUAUUCUCGGUCACUCAGGAGGCUCAGCUACUUGUUUCAUGUACACUGCUGUAUUUCCAGAAGAUGUUAAAUCUUAUUUCGGUAUUGAUUUCCUCGUUGAUUCUUAUGGUGAUGAAGAGAAAAGGAUAGCUAAAAUGGGUGAAACCAUUGAUAAGAAAAUACAACUUGCCUUAAGAGAUCAUUCUUCUUCGAAAAAAUAUUCUUGGGAAGAAGCUAAAAAUGUGUGGAUAAAGGCAACUGAUUACUCGUUAGAUGAUAAAUCUGCUGAAAUUCUAAUGCAAAGAGGUCUUGAUAGAUUAUCUGAUGGUAAAUAUAUAUUUAGUCGGGAUCACCGUCUAAAAGGGGCCGAUAUAAAUCUAUUAAAUGAAGAUCAGCUCCGUAUCCUUGCUGAAAAUGCUAAUGUUCAUAUCCGGUUGGUCAGAGCUUCUAAAAGCAACAUCUUUGAUGGGGGAAAGAUAAGAUCUCAGCUGAUAGCUUCUUAUCUAACGGAAGGUAAAUGGUGGAGAAAAAAUGAAGAGCAACCGGUAUUAGCUUUGCAUGGAUUGUUCGAUAAUGCGGCUACCUUCGAUACACUGAUUCCUCUAUUAAAUGAAAAUAUUUCAGUUUUAUCUUUGGAUAUACCAGGUUUCGGUAGAUCAUCGAGCCCUCCUGCCGGUAUGUCUCCGAACUUUUUGGAACUUGUCAUAUGGAUGCGUUACCUGAUAAAGGACUACUUCAAAUGGAAGAAAGUAAACUUGCUUGGCCAUUCUUUCGGAAGCAAUUUAUCUUUUUCAUAUUCAGGAAUGUUUCCAGAAGAAGUUGACAAAUUUAUCAGCAUUGAUUGUGGUAGAUUCAACAUGGCUGCAAAGCCUGAACAUUUGCUCGAUGAUCUGAGAAGAGGUUAUAUGGGCGGAGUGGUAAAAACACUGGAAAUUCCUUAUGAGGGAGAUUAUCAGCUACACUUGGAUUACAUUUUGAAAAUGAGAUCAAAUCCUCCUUUCAAGUUAUCAAAAAGAUUUUGUGAACUUUUUCUUUCAAGAGAUUUGGAAAAAAUUACCGACGAUGUUUAUAGAAAUUUGACCGAUCGAAGGGUUCACCUCAAGUAUAUGGGCAGACCGACGUAUCUGUUUUUAGAUGCAUUGGCAGAAAAAAUAAAAUGUAAAAUGUUAGUGAUAAGGCCUACUGGAGGUGUUUUAGUGAAACACCGCAAGGAAAUGCUUGAAAAACAGUUAUCUAUAAUUGCUCAGAAUUCUCCUAGGCUAGUUUAUGAAGUUGUUGAAGGUGGACACCAUGUGCAUUUGGAAAAUCCUGAAAAGGUUGCACCGAUAAUCAAUAAAUUUUUUGAAACCUGAUAAUUGUUUUUAGUAAAUUUCUAUUCUACGGAGUAAACGUGUUUAUUUUGUAUAUAGUGUAUUUUUAUAUUAGCAUAUUAUUCAUGUUCUAAAAUUAUACAGUAUUUAUUACCUGUAAAAUACAAAUAAUAUAAUUUGAUUAUUUAUAAUAUUCA
This is a messenger RNA of Nezara viridula (southern green stink bug), 2423 nucleotides long. The record is from the annotation of a GenBank genome assembly. Lineage: Eukaryota; Metazoa; Arthropoda; Insecta; Hemiptera; Pentatomidae.